ACCUUAAUGAAAACCACUUGGAUUAUUGAAGAGGAAAAACAUGAAAACAUGUCUCCAAAACAGAUGUAAAAAAAGUGGUUACGAUUUUCAUUGUUGUUACAAAGUUAGUUAACACUUUAUUAUGACAUUGAUGGUUGCAUCGUAAUCAUCGAAACCAAGCUUGUAAAAAAAAAAAUCUAGAAACAAAAACAACAUUGUCUUUCUAAUAAUUCCCACCUUUGUAUUCUCCAUCAUCCACUCUCAUUUUUUUCACUCUCUUUUCUCAAAUUCCUCACACAUCCUCUUCGAUUUCAUCGCCAACAACCUUAUAAUCUCACCGACCCACAUAAAAUUUUUCAUUCUUUCUUAUAAAUCUCACUACCCUUUGAGCUUUGAAGAAAGAAACUUUGGUUUUUGAUUAGUGGGGUUGGUUCCAUAAAAAUGGCAUCUUUAUCGGUUCCAUGCCCCAAAUGUCCUUCUUUUUCUUCUUUGGGAUUGAAAUCUAACAAGAUCUUGUUUCAAAAUGGGUUGAGUUUGAAACCUUGUCAAUCAUUUGGAUCUUUGUCUGCUGAGUCAGCAUCAUUUGGAAUUCAGUGUGUUAACAAGAAACAGUUUCCUAUCAAGAUUCAAGCACAGCUUAAUGAGGCUGCGAUUGUCGAAAAUUCGAAUUCUGCACCUAAUGUUGCUUUGCCAAAAGAGAAAGAAAACCAAAAUGGGAGCGUCUCUGGCGGCACACUGUCGCUGUCAGAUACAUCUUCAGUUUCUGCAUUCAUGACUCAAGUUGCUGACCUUGUAAAACUUGUGGAUUCGAGAGAUAUUGUGGAGUUGCAACUAAAGCAAUCGGAUUGUGAGCUCAUGAUAAGAAAAAAAGAAGCUUUGCAGCCUCCACCGGCCACGGCUAUGCCGCAACCGUCACAACCAUUCUACUAUCCCACGCCUCCUUCGCCACAGAUCACACCAACAGCAGCUGCUUCUGCUCCUGCAAUCUCUCCUCCUUCGAAAGCAACACCUGCCUUGCCCUCCCCCACGAAAAGUGCAUCCUCUCAUCCGCCGCUGAAAUGUCCAAUGGCAGGAACUUUUUACCGGUGUCCGGGACCUGGUGAACCUCCAUUCGUCAAGGUGGGAGAUCAAGUACAGAAAGGCCAAGUUAUUUGCAUUAUCGAGGCUAUGAAACUGAUGAAUGAAAUUGAGGCUGAUCAAUCGGGAACAAUAACCGAGAUACUUGUUGAGGAUGGAAAACCAGUCAGUAUAGACUUGCCUCUUUUCGUAAUAGUUCCAUGAGUGCUAGAGGGGACGUUAUUUCGAAGCCGAUGGACGCAAAACUAUGUUGUUGGAUAGCAUGGUAUUUGAUGAUUUAGAGUUUGUGAUUCAGAAUUUGAUUGAGUGAUAUUAGUUGUCUACUAUGAAGAAAAGAAACUCCUAGACCUCUUAAUUUAUCUAAAGAUGUUUUAGACACAAAAGCCUCAGCAUAUAAGAAUGGAUAUUAGACUUUGUAAUUCUAAGCAGUUUCAAUUUUUUUACUAAUAAUUAAUUAAUGUUUUUCUGCAUUUA
Messenger RNA from Lathyrus oleraceus (garden pea), 1530 nucleotides. RefSeq names its product biotin carboxyl carrier protein of acetyl-CoA carboxylase, chloroplastic. Bases 421 to 1260 code for a protein of 279 amino acids. The record is from RefSeq and is a predicted model, not a curated record. Lineage: Eukaryota; Viridiplantae; Streptophyta; Magnoliopsida; Fabales; Fabaceae. Gene Ontology annotation, cellular component: acetyl-CoA carboxylase complex; chloroplast. Gene Ontology annotation, molecular function: acetyl-CoA carboxylase activity. Gene Ontology annotation, biological process: fatty acid biosynthetic process. The transcript is spliced from 7 exons.